Owenia fusiformis is the source of this 3287-nucleotide messenger RNA. The record is from the annotation of a GenBank genome assembly. Lineage: Eukaryota; Metazoa; Annelida; Polychaeta; Sabellida; Oweniidae.
UGGAGGAUGCCAAGAAGAACUGGGAGCUGAAUCGCCUGAAGACUCUUCGUGAGGAGGAGGAAAGACGCUGUGAACUCGAAGAGGAUGAAAUGUUGUUCACAUACUCUCGGGAAGAUGCCACUAACAAGGUAUAUGUGGAUGAAGACCAAGGAGAACAAAUGCCUAUGUGGUGUCCACCAACUCCUCCUCAAGAUGAAAAUGACAUCUAUGUAGACGAGACCCUAUGCUUCCUGUAUGAACCUUCAGUUAUGUGUGAGACGCAACUACCACAGAUCUAUGUGAAGAGAGAACCACGACGUAUGCGGUUGCACGCUUCUCAUCAUCACAAACAGAAGGUACGUAAAGAGGAGCAAAAUCGUGUUCCGCGAUCUCUCUUUGAUCGUCCAUCAGCUGCCAUCUUGAAAAUGCGCCGUGACGCCAAGCUGCACAAACUAAAGCAGCACGGAUUGCUACAGAAACCAUACAGGUCGUCCAUGCCUAUGAUGAACAAACCUUCAAUGGAUGUGUCCACUGACCAACCAGAGUGGCUUGUACAUGAAGAUUGGGCUCUAUUACAGGCGAUACAGACACUGCAGGAAAUGCCACUAAAUCUUCUAGUUGUUUCACCAGCACAUAUUCCCAACUGGGACCUUGUGGCAGACAUUGUAAAUACCUCCUCCAGAAUAUACCGGUCCACUAAACAGUGUAAGAACCGCUAUGAGAAUGUCAUUGUCCCACGUGAGGAAGGAAAAAUACUCUACGAUAUCAACCCUAGAAAACCGAAGAAAACAAAGAGUCUCUAUAAGAGCAAGAAUAAUCGACCAAUGAGAACAAGCCAAUUAUUCAUGCAGGACAAUUACAGCCAAGUGAGCACAUUACACACAUUUAAGUUUGACUGUAUGAAGAACGCAGCUGCCAAACGCACACCUACACUCCGUCCAAAGCUGGUAAACCCUACAACGAAGAAUCCAAAGCACGCUGCAGUGUUACAGGAGAGUGGCAUAAACUAUGAUCAGCCAUUGACUCCUAUACAAGUGGCAGCCAUAAGGGCUGAUAGGAUUGCUAGGGAGAAAAAACAAUCUCAACAAGCAGCAGAGCAACUAGCUCAGCAAAGAGCAGCCCAGACAACGACAACAACUGCUGUUGCUACAGCAACUACAGUGACAGCUGGUAUCGUGAAAGCAGCAACAUCACAAGCUGUUGCCACAGCAGCAGGAGCCACAACAGUUAUGACAGUCAGUGGUACAUUAACCCCCGCAUCCAGAGCUAGAGUCUCAUCUGCUAUGAAUAUUCAUGAGUUAUCGCAGGCUCUGGCCAACAACCAGCGUGCCCAAGGUCAGGCAGGAACUGCAACAGCUGUGAUUACAACUGCCUUGACGGCACAACUUGUGGCGGCUCAGAGGGCAGCACAGUCUACUGCAAGCCCUGCAACAACUGCUGUCGUAACCGCAGGAACCAUCAAUUCGCAGUUAACACAAGCGACUGGAGUGACCACGGCCAAGAACUUCACCCCAGCUCAGCUGACAAUGUACAAGCGCCAGCUAGCUGCAACUGCUAGCAGGACAAACCAGGCUCAACAGGCGGAAGCUUUAAGACGGGAACAAUUGCGUAAACUGGCAGCUCAGGGCAAGACAGUGUCUGUGACAUCACCUCUCAUCACUAGUAUAACCUCAGGCCAAGUAGCAACCAGACCACAGAUUGCACAUCAAAUUAAGCAGGGGCAGCAGGCACAGCGUCCAGUGACAGAAGCAGAGAUGCAACUUCUCUUGAAACAGCGCCAUAUACAACAGCAGCAGCAAAAGGCGGCACAGGCAGCAGCGCAGCAGGCCUCAGCCCAGGCACAGGCCCAAGCUGCACAGGGUCUUACUCCAACACAGAUCUUGGCCCAGGCCCAACAACAGGCAUCCUCCCAAUCACCUGUCGCAACUCUCGUCAAAACUGUCUCCGGGGCUGCAGGCUCCACCUCCAUGACAAUUCCUGUCAGUGCUGUCAAUGUGGGCGGAGUCACAAUCCCCUCUAAAGGUGGCACUGCCAAGGUUGUGACUGCUCAACAGCGUUUACAACAGCAUCAGUUACUGCAGUUGCAACGGAACAGACAAGCUCAGCAGCAGAAAAUAACUUUGCAGCAAGUUGCCGGUAAGACACCAAUCCCUGUGAACGCAGUCCAGAUUAUCCAACAACCAUUAUCCGCUCAGAAGUCUCCAGUUACCGUGCAACAGAUUCAUCAGAUCAUGAGACAACAGCAACAAGCUGCCCAGAAUCAGGGUAACCAUGGCAACCAGGCACAGACAAUACAACAGAUCAUAACAUCUGUGUCUCCAGCUAGUUCCCAACCUGCUACUCUAAUUGUUACCCAGGCUCAGCCAACUCUAGGUAGCAGGGUCAACCUACCAGGCCAUGUAGUGACAACAUUAUCCCAGCCAAGAGCAUCCAUCUCUUUGACUGGCAACACUGGUGCCCGCCAGAUCACUGCAGCCCUAGGCUCUAGUAGUAGCCUAGUCACUGGUGGCACAAUUGUGAAACCUCUAGAGCAUUCAGUGGCAAGUCCAGCUCAAACCAAGCCAACCUUGACUACAAUAGCUGCACCUAAAUCACAGACACAGCCUCAGAUUCACCAUGUAGCUGUAUCUCAUGCAGCAGCUGCAUCUUUAUCUCAUCAAGUAGCUGUGUCUCAUCAAGCAGCUGCACCUACCACAGCUGUAACUCAGGCAUCUCCUGCUACUAUGGUGCGAGUGUCCCAAGCAGCUGUGUCUACACAGAGCCAAGCUGCAGCUCAGGCUGUAGCUCAACAGAUACAGCAGCAAGCUGCCCUUGCUCAGGCACAAGCUCAGACAGGGGUGAGUCCUGGGCAGGUGGUGGGCCAGGCUGGACAACAAUCAAAACAAUCACCUUACCAAAUGAGACUGAGAAACCCUCCUAAGCAUUGAAAGUGGUUUGAGCUUUGAGAAAUCUUCUCCCUCUGCUGAGCAUUUUGGAAAAUGACAACAACAUUCAUCUAACCAGAUAGACAAGCCUCAGAAACCUCCCAACCAUAAAAAUUAACACUUGCAAACACCCUACUAUAGCUAAAAUGGAAUACCUUAUGAAACAAAGUGGAGAAAGGUAUAACAGAGGACCUAACAGAGCUCCCUUGGCAAAUGUAACCAAGAUAACCAAUAGUUAGCACAAUCAUUGUGUAUUUUGUUUUGCAUCAAGUAUCUGGUUGUAUUAUAUUUUCAUCUUGUUCAGAGGUAAGGACACCAGUGAGCAAUACCAGUCUUCUGUCAUUCCAUAAAACACUCAGUUUUAGAGAGAAUGCUUGGAGAUAG